GGGGAGGUCGCGGGGUUGAGGGGGCUGGGAAAUGAGUGCGGCCUCUCCUCUAUGGUCGCGGGCCAGGGGUACCCUCCGCAGUCGGUCCUCGGUGGCUUCCGGAAGUGAAGCGUCCAGCUCCUCCUCCUUUUCUGCGGGGGUCGGUGCGGGGGGCGAUGGCCGGAUCGGUCCCGGGGCGAAUAGAAUGAUUUGAUAAUGCCUUGCUGCCAUCUCCGAAGUCUGAAGUUUUCUGUGUCUGUGGGUCCCAGAAUUUGCUGAAAGAUGGAAGAGCCUCAGAAAAACGAUGCCACCACAGUGGGCCUGGAAGAUGACCCUCUCAAAAGCAUGGGCCCUCAGAUUUCUGUUAGUGAAUUUUCCUGCCAUUGCUGUUAUGAUAUCCUGGUUAACCCGACCACCUUGAACUGUGGGCACAGCUUCUGCCGGCACUGCCUCGCUUUAUGGUGGGUGUCUUCAAAGAAAACAGAGUGUCCAGAAUGCAGAGAAAAAUGGGAAGGUUUCCCCAAAGUCAACAUUCUCCUCAGGGAUGCCAUUGAAAAGUUAUUUCCUGAUGCUAUUAGGAUGAGAUUUGAAGACAUUCAACAGAACAAUGACAUAGUCCAAAGUCUCGCAGCCUUUCAAAAAUAUGGGAAUGAUCAGAUCCCUUUAACUCCCAACACGGGCCGAGUGAAUCAGCAGAGAGGAGGGGGGUUCUUUUCCGGAGUGCUCACAGCUUUAACUGGAGUGGCAGUGGUCCUGCUUGUGUAUCACUGGAGCAGCAGGGAAUCUGAGCAUGACCUCCUGGUCCAUAAGACUGUGGCCAAAUGGACGGCGGAAGAAGUUGUCCUCUGGCUGGAGCAGCUGGGCCCAUGGGCCUCUCUCUACAGAGACAGGUUUUUGUCUGAAAGAGUGAAUGGAAGAUUGCUUUUAACUUUGACAGAGGAAGAAUUUUCAAGGGCACCAUAUACUAUAGAAAACAGCAGCCACAGAAGAGCCAUCCUCAUGGAGCUGGAGCGUGUCAAGGCACUAGGUGUGAAGCCCCCCCAGAAUCUCUGGGAAUAUAAGGCCGUGAACCCAGGCAGGUCCCUGUUCCUGCUGUAUGCCCUCAAGAGCUCCCCGAGACUUGGUCUGCUGUACCUGUACCUGUUUGACUACACAGAUACCUUCCUGCCCUUCAUCCACACCAUCUGCCCUCUGCAGGAAGACAGCUCCGGGGAGGACAUCGUCACCAAGCUUCUGGAUCUGAGAGAGCCCACUUGGAAACAGUGGAGGGAAUUCCUCGUCAAAUACUCCUUCCUCCCAUACCAGCUGAUUGCUGAAUUUGCCUGGGACUGGCUGGAGGUCCACUACUGGACAUCACGGUUUCUCAUUGUUAACGCUAUGCUACUCUCGGUUUUGGAGUUAUUUUCUUUUUGGAGGAUCUGGUCAAGAAGUGAGCUGAAGACACUUCCUCAGAGGAUGUGGAGCCAUUUUUGGAAAGUGUCAACACAGGGGCUUUUUGUGGCCAUGUUCUGGCCCCUCAUCCCCCAGUUUGUGUGCAACUGUUUGUUUUACUGGGCCCUGUAUUUCAACCCAAUCAUUAACAUUGAUCUCGUGGUCAAGGAAGUUCGAAGACUGGAAACGCAAGUGUUGUGACUGGCACUGUCCGGGCUCUGAGUGGGUCCUCCAGUCUCCCCAGUGCCUGAGCUGAUGCUUUGGAGGGUGAGGGAAGAGGAGACUUCCUGUUUCUACCCAUGGUAAACAAGGUGCUGCUUUGUAUGACAAAGGCUUCAACCAGGUCCUCUCUUCUCUGCCUGUGGCACACCAUGGCAGCAAGCUAACACCCCAGUACAUGGAGGACUGUCUGUGGCCCACACAGCCAUCGCCUCACAGGGACCUGACUGGCAGGACUCAGGGUCCUCAGAGGACACAGUGUGGGUGACGUCAGAAGGCCACCACAUCGGCAUCUCCCUCCCUGCCUCAGUUAAUGACAGGUUCCUAGAGCCAAGACCAGGCUUGUUUGGGCCAGGCCUGUCCUGUAUGUCAAGUUUAGGAAGACAGAGAUAGGGUUUUUGUCAUAGGCAUAAAAAGUUACACAUUAAAAAAAAAGGGGCGGGGGGGGGGGGACCCAGAAUCCAAUCAACAAUUCUGUCUGGUUGGGUAGUUGCUGGGUUUCAGAGGAAACCUCUAAAAUGAUUCAGUUUGAGAUUAGAAUGAUGGUCGGCUUUUCCUCACUGUUUUUUUGUCAUUGUUAUUGUUGGUUUGUUUGUUUUCUGUUUGGGGUGGGGCUCCCUUUCUCUGAGCUGGGGCUUGAGUGGCUGUCAGGCAGCACCCAGAGCUCCCCUCAGGCUAAGCUGCAUCAGGCUGCUUAAAGGCAUUGCUUUGGGGUUUUGUUUUGUUUUGUUUUUCAGAAUUUAAUCUGUAAUAUCCAGGGUAGACUCUGCAUUCAUGCAUUGAAGGAAACAUUUUAUAAAUUGACCUCACACUGUAUAAUGUGUAAUCUUUAUUGACCUCUUGUGGUAUGUGAGCAGCUGGCAUAAUUAUACCAAGUGCUGUAAUUGUGCACACAGAGUGGGAGGAAGGGCUGCCUUUGUUUUCCUCAGUGUGAAAACUGCAAGUGUGAAGUGUGAGCUAUGGACUGCCUGGAGAGGAAAACCCGCAUCCACAGUGUGGGGGAGCUCCAUGAACCAUUCAUUAACCCCUUCCACACUUAAGUGAAGAUUUCACUCAAACUUUUCAUCUUAAAGUUUGGAGAAAUUACUUGAAAUAAAAAUAAAGAUUUUUAUACAGAUAAA
Messenger RNA from Marmota monax (woodchuck), 2750 nucleotides. It is a transcript of the gene Bfar, whose product is annotated as bifunctional apoptosis regulator. Gene Ontology annotation, biological process: proteasome-mediated ubiquitin-dependent protein catabolic process. Gene Ontology annotation, molecular function: ubiquitin protein ligase activity; protein binding. Gene Ontology annotation, cellular component: nucleus. The transcript is spliced from 8 exons. The record is from RefSeq and is a predicted model, not a curated record. Bases 262 to 1611 code for a protein of 449 amino acids. Lineage: Eukaryota; Metazoa; Chordata; Mammalia; Rodentia; Sciuridae.